This is a messenger RNA of Baudoinia panamericana UAMH 10762, 762 nucleotides long. RefSeq lists its product as uncharacterized. Lineage: Eukaryota; Fungi; Ascomycota; Dothideomycetes; Mycosphaerellales; Teratosphaeriaceae. The annotation marks the transcript as partial. The record is from RefSeq and is a predicted model, not a curated record. Gene Ontology annotation, molecular function: RNA binding. The transcript has a single exon.
UCCACGCUCUUCGUCGGCGGCCUGAGCUGGAAUGUCGACGAGGAGUGGCUGAUGCGUGAGUUCGAAGAGUUCGGUGAGCUUGCAAGCACUCGUAUCAUGACCGACAGGGAGACUGGAAAGAGCAAGGGCUUCGGCUUUGUCGAGUUCAAGAGUGUGGAUGGUGCCAUCAAGGCUGUUGAAGGCAAGCAAGGUGGCGAGAUCGACGGUCGUAAUGUCCGCCUUGAUUUCACCGAAGGCCGCAGCCAGAACAACCAGCGCACGCCACAGCAGCGCUCCUCCGACCGUGCGGGUAAGUUCGGCGACGUGCCAAAGGAGCCAAGCUCGACCUUGUUCGUUGGUAACGUUAGCUUCGACGCCAAUGAGGACAUGGUCACGGAAGUCUUCAGCGAGUACGGCAGCAUCAAGGCCGUCCGUCUCCCGACCGAUCGCGACACCGGCGCACUGAAGGGUUUCGGCUACGUUGAGAUGUUUUCGAUCGAUGAUGCCAAGGUGGCCUUUGAGGCUCUCCAGGGCGCCGAGAUCGCUGGUCGCUCUAUCAGGCUUGACUACAGUACUCCCAAGCCAGCCAACGACUCUCCUGGUGGCCGUGGUGGUUUCGGCGGUGGACGUGGCGGUGGCCGCGGUGGCCGCGGUGGCUUCAAUGACCGUGGCGGACGCGGUGGCGGUCGUGGCGGCUUCGGUGGUCGCGGACGUGGCAGGGGCGGUGGGUCUACCAACCGUGGUGGCUUCGGCGACUUCAGUGGCAAAAAGACCAGCUUCUAG